UGGCAAGUGAUCGGCAGUGACCACCGGACAGCUUGCACUACCUAUUGUUCCAUUCUUCCUGUGCAUCUCUUUUCGACAAGAAGGCAAUAUCAGUGUGUUGUGGCGUCCUCAGACUUUAUUUUAUUCGUUGCGAUUAUUAAAUUCCUUCUAUUGUGUUCCGCCUGUGUUUCGUCCCAAAAAGAAUGUAUGAAUCUCGUGCUUCAGCAUCGGUGUCCGCCUGUGCACCGUCACCUAAAAUAUCGGUAUUUUCCCCAGAAGCGCUGGAUGCUCAGGAUAUCUCGUUCGAGGCGUACAAACAGGCAAAAUGUUCCAACACUCGAAAGCGUAGCUUUUCACCCAUGAGGAAUAUGAGAUCUCCCGAUAUUUCGCCGAUUGCGAUGACUGUGGUGGAUACUACCUUUCGGAUUCCUCCGCGUGUCAACACUCCGGAGGCGAAGCUGGACAAACGCUUGACGGAUGAAGCCCGCCGUCAUCCGAUAAAAUCAUUCUUCAGUUCCACCAAACAGCCCGCUCCGGAUAAACGCAAACCGGUGUACGCAAUCGGAACACCGCUGGUAAAGCGCGAGCUGGAGCAUCGAUUGUCGGUGUCCAACAUCCUGCGCGAUCUCAACUUGGCCAAGUACAUCGGCAUCUUCAACGAUGAGGAAAUCGACUUCGAGGUGUUUCUCACUCUGUCGGAAAAGGAUCUGCACGAUAUUGGCAUCGAUUGCCAGCAGGACAUCGAGCUUAUUCUGGGCAAGGUGGCCGAGUACAAUAUGAACAGUGGAGGGAUUGAUUUUUAGUUAUUGACAUGAUUGAAAAUGUAGAUAUUUGUUUUUUUUUAAGUUGCCAUUCAGAAGUUAAAUUUAGAAGAUUGUGCAUCAUAGUCUAUUAAGUGUGUUAAUUUAUAACAAAUGAACAUCGAGCAUUGAAAAGGAUACUUUAAAGUACCGUACCGUAGGUGUAAUAAAUAAAACAAAUAAUAUACG
Messenger RNA from Ochlerotatus camptorhynchus, 968 nucleotides. RefSeq names its product ankyrin repeat and SAM domain-containing protein 6-like. The record is from RefSeq and is a predicted model, not a curated record. Gene Ontology annotation, molecular function: protein binding. Lineage: Eukaryota; Metazoa; Arthropoda; Insecta; Diptera; Culicidae. Bases 183 to 782 code for a protein of 199 amino acids. The transcript is spliced from 3 exons.